Molecule: messenger RNA, 3717 nt
Organism: Ahaetulla prasina
Lineage: Eukaryota; Metazoa; Chordata; Lepidosauria; Squamata; Colubridae
Gene: DTX2
Product: deltex E3 ubiquitin ligase 2
Exons: 10
Coding region: 214-2061 (615 amino acids)
Biological process (GO): Notch signaling pathway; protein ubiquitination
Cellular component (GO): nucleoplasm
Molecular function (GO): zinc ion binding; ubiquitin protein ligase activity
Source: RefSeq, a predicted model, not a curated record
AUAAGACUGACGCGCGUGCGCAUUUCCGUCACCCGGAGGUGGGGAUGCGGGAGUUGUUAAGGAGCCGCCGCUUUUUCCAUUCUGGAGUGUUUUUCCGGUAGCCGCUUCAGGUCUGUCAAGAUAUCGUUGCUGAAGAUGACCAGUUGGAUUCUGAAUUAACACCACUUCCAAAUUCCUGUCCACUUUUUCUAAGUGGGCAAAACCUAUUCAAAAAUGGCAACUUUGCCAAGUACAUCCACUGGGCCUCCACCAUCCCUCACGGAUCCAGGAGUGGCUGUGUGGGAGUGGCAGGAUGAGUUUGGCAGGUGGAGGCCAUACCGAAGUAGCGUGUGCAGCUUCAUUGAGCAGUCUUUCCAGGUUCUCAUGGUGAAAGGUCGGCGAUCACUGGGAACCUGGCCUGUCAAUGGCAGCAUACCGUUGGGACAGGCUGAUUCAACUCUGGCUCCCUACAUAAUUGACCUGCCGAGUCUCACCCAGUUCCGUCAAGAUACAGGGACCAUGAGAGCUGUACACAGACAUGUCUUCCAGCUUGAUUCGGCACCUGGACAGGGAGUCGUUUGGGAGUGGCAGAACGAUGAAGGAAACUGGUUUCCCUACGAGAUGAAUGUUUGCGUAUAUUUGGAGCAAGCUUUCUCGCUCAAUAGCCCUCAGGUGGAUCUUGGGCCCUUUGGUUACAAUUAUGGGAUUGAUUUUGUAUCACAAACUCAGACCAACAAAACCACUGGGUACCAGCGAAGAAUCCGUCGGUGUGUGGACUCUCCAUACCCAGUAGCCACAACCCCAGGGCCUGCUCACAGCGGGCCCACCUGUUCAUGCCAACAGUGCUUGUUGAAUAGUGGAACUGGCCCCAUAACCUCACGGUAUCGGCACUCAAUGGUGAAUCUUCCUGGACAUUCAUCAGGGACGACUCCCAAAUUCCUUACUGGUAUACAGGGGGCCAAUAGAAACUCAGGACUCGGUGCUUCUCUGGUGGGCUUUGUGCCUUACAAUAAACCAGCCCUCUCUGGAGCAAGAUCAAUGCCAAGACUGAACAUGCAGAGUGCAGGGUCAGCAUCACAAACUGCAGCCACUGGUGGGCCCAGCUCAGCACACACAGCAUCCAAAGGAACCAGGUAUGCUUUCCUAAGGGCCUUCCAGCUUUGUUGGAUGUCCAUGUCCCAUCCUGUACCAAAGUUACCAGUGACCAUGUCCAGACCCAGCAAAGUGAAUGAAGCUCUGGCAGGCAUGAUGGCCUUUCUGAUGUCAGUCCCUGGAUUUCCUGUGCACCUCACCCAAGCGCCUCAGCCUGCCCGUGCCCAUAGAGCCUCUAAAAAACUCUGCUCAGUUAAGGGAAGGAGGAGAGUGGUCACCAAAGAUAGCAAGACCAGGCCAGAAGAGGUUGUGAAGAAGUAUCUGGAAGAGCUGAAGACACCUCCAGUUGAUGAGGACUGCAUCAUCUGUAUGGAAAAACUGGGUGCCCCUUCAGGGUAUAGCGAUGUCAAUGAGAGCAAGACAAUCCAACCUGGAAGUGUGGGGAGGCUGGCCAAAUGUGCUCAUACCUUUCACCUACUUUGUGUGCUGGCCAUGUACACCAGUGGCAACAAGGAUGGCAGCUUACAGUGUCCCUCUUGUAAGGCCAUCUAUGGUGAGAAGACAGGCACACAGCCCAAUGGCAAGAUGGAUGUUCACAAAUUCUCAGAGUCUCUACCAGGGCACGAGGACUGUGGGUCAAUACAGAUUACAUACAAUAUCAACAGAGGCAUUCAGGGUCCAGAGCAUCCCAACCCAGGGCUACCAUACACUGCAAGAGGAUUCCCACGAUAUUGUUAUCUACCCGAUAGUGAGAAGGGACGAAAGGUGCUGGAACUUUUAAAGGUGGCGUGGAGAAGGCGCUUGAUCUUCACUGUCGGAACAUCUAGCACAACUGGCGAGAACAACACUGUGGUGUGGAAUGAGAUCCACCACAAGACGGAGAUGACCUCCAAUGUCUCAGGCCAUGGCUACCCAGACCCUAACUACCUUGACAAUGUGCUAGCGGAGCUGGCAGCUCAAGGGGUCACAGAAGAUUGCCUGAGUCCAUGAGUUUAGCCUCCAUCUUGGGCUGGAGCUGCAGUCAAAAGUGGAGUUCGCCUUCUCUGUGACUAUGGGUGCCUCUUGGUUGAGGAUGGCAGCUACAAACCCCCACCUCUGUUGCCUUACGUUUGCUUGCCCUUUUGCUGAGCAAUAACACAGUCUCUGGGAUUGCCCAGUAUGACUGUGAGGAGAGAGUUAGAUAUAUAUAUAAAAAGAUAUUUUAACGGCAUUUACAGUCCUGACACAGGUUAGUCAUAUACAAUAAACCUCCCAUCACUAGAUAAAACACAUAAGAGAAGGGGUCUCCAACCUUGGUCCCUUUAAGACUUGUGGACUUCAACUCCCAGAGCUUUGCUGGCUGAGGGACUCUGGGAGUUGAAGUCCACAAGUCUUAAAGGGACCAAGGUUGGAGACCCCUGCAUAAGAGGAUGGUGGCUUAAUCCUCAAAUUGUGUCCUUCCAUAUGUGGUUGCAUGGAGGUUGAAGAUACGCCAAGUGGCUGGAAGUGAAGGAACACACUUUGUUCGCUGUUACUUUCUAUCAAAACUCAGAACCAAGGGAUGAUAUUUCGUUGCUUCAGUGCAUUAAGAAAACAUGUUGUUUAGCAUCAAAAUCAGUAUUGGAAACUGAAGCUAUAUCUAUAGCAGCUUUGCACAAUUUGCUGUCAAAGUCUGAUAGAAUAUAAUUAUGGCUAUGCCUAUUCCAAAUAGUAUCACAGUGGGCGGGUAGCACAUAGCAGCUUGGAUUUUGAAAGAAAGCCAAGUGAGGUGGGGAAUCAUCUAUGCUUGCAUAAGAGGCUAGGAUGAAGUCCCAGGUCUGUAAGCUAGGGUAGUUUGGGAAGUUGAAAAAAAAAAUCAUGAGAAGGCCAUUUCUGUCCUGUUGCCAAGGAAACUACUUGGACUUGGCCAGGAGGAAUUGGUCUUGACUAGACUUUCUAGGUUUCUUUCCAGUCAAUCCAAGAAAGAAGGAAUAAAAGUUGUAAUCCUAUCAAAAGACAUGAGUGUGGAUAGGGAGAAUUGUCACUUUUAUGCAAGGCAUUUGCAGUCAUUCUAGCUGGCACCUACAAUUCCCCAAAUACCAUUCAAAAAUUAAUUUUAAAAAAUGUAAAUGCAGCCACAUGAGCCUUCUGCGCUCUCGUGAAAACUAUUGGGCAUUUUCCUCUGAAAGUUUGUGAAUCUCAUAGUUUGGUAAACUUUUAAAUUGAUGGUUUUUCUUUUUGCUGUUCUUUGGCUCUGAUACCAUGUACAACCACACAGCAAUGACCCAAAAUUGCUAAUUUCCGAGGCAUUGCCCGUAAUUCCAGAAUUUUCAGUAUCGGUUAGCUUUUCGUGAUAUCCAGGCCCAGUAAAAUAAUAUUUCAGUAUUCCCAUUUUACAGAUUUUUUGAGUGCGCGGUCAAGAUCACACUUGGGUAUAUACUUCAAUUUAGGGCUGCAUGCUGCAGCUUUAAGACUAAAGCCCUGAAAUAUUUCUGCUUUAUGUAAUUGGAGAACCAAUCUUUUUUUUUUUAAAUGUAUCAGCAAAAACUGGAUUCUAUAAAUUGCAUAAAUCUUCAUACUGGGUAACUUUAUUUUGCAUAAUCUACUGCUGCUGAUUUUGUUCAACAUGGACGGAAGUAAAGAUUGAGGCAGAGUCCUGAAAUACAUUUUAUACAGUUUCGUUUGGGA